Molecule: messenger RNA, 6861 nt
Organism: Chara braunii
Lineage: Eukaryota; Viridiplantae; Streptophyta; Charophyceae; Charales; Characeae
Source: the annotation of a GenBank genome assembly
GCGGGCCGAAGACGACAGCGGUAGUGACAGGAGGGAGGGGCAUUUAUGUAAAUGGACGCGGCGAUGGGUAUGGCAACAAACGUGGAGAAGAUGAACCACAGCUCAACUUGCACGACUCGUUUGGCAUCGCAUGCUGAAAGGCCGUUGUUGGCGGCGGAUCCCCACAGUGAGCUGAUGGCCAUGGCUGACGACUUUUCGGCGGCGGCGUGUACUCCUGCCAGUUGUCGUCCCGCUUACGCGGCAAAACGGCCGGCGUCGGCUACCUCCUUUUCUCCUUCCGCUUCUGCGCAUUUGGCAGCUGACGACUUGAUAGACGUUCAUGGAAUGCCGACAGAGUCUCCCCUUCGGACUGUUCCUGCGGAUGCUAUCUCCGCUGUCGUGGAUUGGGUCAUACCGUUCGAUCCGUCCCCUCUCCGUGUAGCGCAACAAGGAGAUCGUGGGGAGGAAGAGUCAACUGUGUUGACUUCUGCUGAGCAUCCGGAAGAGUGCGAAAACGCGUCGUCGUCUGGUCGUUCUUCGUCUGUGGAUUUCGGAGGGAGAGGAGGCGGUUUCAACGAUAAUUGGUCGUUGUCGAAAGCAUGGGACGCCUCUGUAAUACCUCCCACGGCGUCUGCUGUCGCCGUUGGUGAGCAGAUGUCAGACGGCGAAUUUCAUGAAGAAAUUCCGCUCUUCAAACCCAGGCACGUAAGAGCUAGCUCACUUAGAGACAGCAUGGCCUGGGACAAAGAGUUUCAGACGUUUUCAGAGGAGACGUUCAUCACUGAUGAAGAGGCAGGACUGGAUUGCUUGAUGAUGGGUGCACCGUUAGUUUGGAGGACGACGAAAUCGCCCAAGCCUCUGGCCACAGAGAAAAGACAGUCCUUGGCUGCAAAUGCCUCUCCAUUUGCUUUGAAUGCGGCCACAGAUGAGAACGAGAAUGGUAAAUCUGGUGGAAAUCGAGGACGCAGCGGGGAGUUGAGCGGCAGUGGAGGUGGCGUGUUAUCGUCGUGCAAUGUGAACACUCUUUCCGCUCAGCAGCAGAAGGACUCAACCAAAUCACCAGCCCCCAGUCUGCUAAAGGCACGAAGAAGUGGAUUGAAAGACAUCUCGCCUUGGAAGCAACUGCCUGCCACACAAGAGGAUGAACAGUUGGUUGAUGGCACUAGGGAGCUGAAGACUCCUGGAGCUCUGCCAAGUACUGUCGCUGUUUCCGCGGAAGAGAAGAAAGCACCUAACGAGCAGGACGUGACUUCAACACCCAUUGCACCCAUUUCCAGCUCCUUGGGGAGCGAUGCGUGUGAAGGGGUGCAGAAGAAUCCGCUUCUUAAUGUCAGUAUGGCAUGGGAUAAGGCCUUUCAGACAGAAAAAGGAGUUCUGGAUUCCAUCGACUUAGACGAUCCGUUUGAGAGGUUCUCAAAGCUGCAUGCGUUGUCGUCCACGGAGGUGACUGCGACAGAAGGGAUCAUUCAUCGCGAUGAGAAGGAACAGACUCGAGCAGAGAAGUCCUCGGUGGCAAGGAUGGGAGACGCAGCAGCAGCCGAUGAAAAAGCUACGUUAUCUGGUAAUCAAUCAGAUGCUGCGAUUGCGCUUCAGCCAUGGUUCAAGUCCACUCGCACAGCUGGAACUUCGUUGAGCCACGGACCUGGUUCUCCGGCUCCAGAUGAUAAGGUGGCGAGUCAUGAUGGGAUGUCUCAAUCUUUAGCUCCAUCGAAGCUCCGACCUGUAGGACUUCACAAGAUCAACAAAUUCACGUUGGAGAACCGCUUAGCUGAAAUAGGGGAGGAAGAAGAGAGGAAACAAGAAGAUGGAACAUCGAAUGCCUCUGGUGCAGAGGAAGGUACAUCCGGCCUCGACAUUUCUAGGGGCAAUUUAUCGACAACUACCGGAGCCGUGCUUGGCCAAGAUGGGCAGAGCAAGUAUGGCAUAGAUCCUGCGGACAUACUUGAGAAAGUGGCUGCUGUGCAAGCACAGCUUCUUGAUUCCCCACGAGUACGGCACUUGCGGUCACAGUUGCCGGCAAUGCAAAAGAAUACAGCAAGUCCAUCGGCUGAGAUUGUUGCUGCUGCCGGCAAUUCCGAAGGAACAGAUCCAGACAAGGGAGGUAAAAUUGGAAGUCCUCUAUGUGCUCCAGAGGUUGGCAGUGAUAUCUGUAAGGCAUUGCUUCCCUCGUCUCGUCUUCGGAAUCCUGUACAACAGCCGCGGGCAAAUUCAGUGAUUGAGGCGGCUAUACAGGAUGGCACACGUCUCCGUCUUCCUGGACGGUAUCAUCAAGGAUCAAAGAAACAGGGUACAGAGGAAGAGGUGCAAGCAGAUGCUGGAGCUGAAACAGCUGCUCCCAGUGGCACUGCUGGCCAUGAAGCAUUCCCGGCUCUCCGGCAAGAGGAAUCCAAGAGCAGGCUUGUGGGAGCUGGCUUUCUUGGAGUGAGAUCUAUGAAGGGUUCGAGGGAUGCCAGACCACCGACUAACGGGGGGGAGCAUAGCCUCCGGCCGGAGGCUAGCACUGGGUGCAUUGGCUUCUUGAGAUCCGGAUCGGGUGGAAGCAAGCUGCCAGGUUCACCGGGGCCAACUGCAAAACGUUCUGCAACAUUUACAGCUUCAAAUAGAACGCAGGCCAUACCACCAGCUUUUGCUGCCCCUCUGAAAAGUGUGGGUCCCCCAAGAAGAGUGACUCUUAAUGAUCCGACGUGCAGGGCACCCAGGGUAAAGGGUGGCGAGGUUGGCGGUAAUGCACCGCGCUUGGUCCAAGAGAGGUCAAGGACGAAUCUUCAAGGCGUAAAGGUGCCGGGCAAUAUCACACCUGGGACCAGAACACCCGGGACCAGAACACCCGGGACCAGAACUCCCGGGAACAGGACUCCAGGGAACAGAACACCAGGAGGACCAUCAUCGCCCUCGUUGCGGUCAAGGAGCAGACCGGUGUCUCCCUCCGGAAACAGUGAGCUCGAUGCAGCUGAGGUAGCACAGCGUCUGAGGCUUGCAAGGAGCAGGCCACAAUCGCCCACAAGCAGUGGCACAGUGGAUACUCGGUCAACGGACUCGGCGUGGACCAAUCCGAAUGGAUGGAACUGCAGAAGCCGGCAGCAAUCUCCCUCAACAAGUAUGAGCUCUGCUCAUGGUUCAGAUGAUGGCCAUGCUACUUGUGCCUCGGAUGGCUGGAAUGACAGAGCAUCCCUGCGAUCGGAGUCGUCAUCAGUUAUCUCGUCACCGUCUCUGUCACGACUGCCUGAUAUUGGAAACUUCUCUUUAGGCACUGGAGAUCCUUCUGGAGAUGGGAGGAUUUCAGGUCUCCGGAAACCGUCACCAAGACUGAGUUUCUUCGAAUCGGGUAAAGGAAGACGAAGGAACAGCGGUAGUGGUGGAGUCUCCUCUGCUGGCGCCUCGCGACUGCCUUCUCGUCCUCAGCAUGGAACGAGGAAACCAUUACCUAGACCCCCUCCGUAUGCAAAGAAAGCUGUUCCACCAGGCUCGGCAGGAAUGAAGACAGUUCAAGAUGGCAUUCCUGGAAAGCAACCGAGUGAUAGGUGGCCCCAGGGGAGCACUGCGUCACGAAUUCCAACAAUGGCAGUUGCGUCUCUAUACGGGGCCAAGAGCGGUGGUGGUGUUGGUGGUGUUCAACAGAGCUCGUCGAUCCGCCAGUCUGCCCAUGGAAAUAGUGCAAUCCAGCAUGACGAUUGCAAAGGCUCUCUAUUGCGAGGAGGGCAGGCGAAUGGUGCAGCAGUGCCUCAUGCCCUUUCAACACGGGUUAGUUGGGACGAUGCAAAGAAGUUAGUGGAUGCUUUCUUCGAAAGCCAAGGGGUAAAGGACUCUGCGGCAGAACAUGGGAACCCCAUCCCUAGGAAAGUGUUCAGAGGCUCCAAAUGCAGAAGAAUGAGCUACGAGGACGUGUUUGCCACCUCGUCAGUCGACAGUGGACAGCAGUCUUCUGUGGGGCUGCAGGAGAAGAACAGAUCUUCAGUGGAUGGGGAAUUUGGGGACAGGACAGAUGUUUCCUCCCGUGAAAACUCCCAAGUCGUAUCUGAAAAGGCUAGCACUCAGAAGAGGCUUUCUGAAGGGGCUGAUUCUCAGCAAAAGCAGUCCCAGCCAGCUGCUUGCCAUGGAAAGCAAUCUCUUGAGACUGCUACAAUGGUUCGCUGUAACGCACUCGGGGCAGUCGCUUCGCAGACGCAGCCAGCAGCAAUGGUCGGAAAUCCUCAGGAGAUCGCCCAGACUUGUUCGGGGAUGGAGAUAUGUUGUUCUUCAGCGAGGGGUUCGCACCCUUUGGCUUCAAGCACGUUGUCUGAUGCUGUGUACGCAAAGCAGUGUGAGCGAGGCAGUUCCCAACUGGUGCGUGCUAGCAGCCCUCAGGCCAGAACUCCAGGUAAGAAUCAGUUGGAUCUCAACUCACUGGGGAAUCGUCGGGAUGCGGGGUCUGAGUCUUGUUGCAGGGACGGACUGAUUGCUAAUGGGGAACAAAGUCCUGGGGGCUCUGGGCACAAAAGCAUAUCGAGGGAGCAGCCUAGCGCUGCGGACAAUGGGGCAAUUUCUUUUGCCGGGACCGCUGUUCAGCGAGUUGUGACCGGAAUGGGAAACAUAGUAGUCAGCGAAGCGCAAAACAGAGAAGGCAGGGCUUGCCACCUCAGCGCUUGUAGCGUGGCUGUUGGCGGUCCGCUUCCAAAAGCUAGAGACAUGGGCUGCGCACAUGAAGCUGGUGCGGUCGCCCCCCAGGCCAGUUUGGGCAUACCUGGGCCUGAACAACCGGUUGGGACUAAUGAAGGGGAGAGGGCAAGCACCGCAGAGACUCAGGGUGCUGGAUCCAACAGUCAGUGUCAUUUCCGGGUGGGUGAUAAAAAAAAGAACGGCACCUCAAAUGAGCAGAUGUCAGUGGGGGAAACCGUGCAGUCGAUAGGAACUUCGAGUGACCGUCAGGGUGAUGUAGGUAUUCCUGCUAGUAAACUAGAAAGCCGAGGGGUGGACGUAACGUUGAAAUGGGAGGGGGAGGAGCAACCAGCGAAGACGAGAGGUGGAAACACGGUGUCCGAGGCCAGUUGCUUGCCUGCAACUAAUGAUGUUGGGGAUGAUACGAGUAACUCGGCGUUGGGCUGGAGCACGUAUAGCCAUCUCAGAGAAUCACGAGUUGAUUUGGUUCAGAGGUCCGAAUUGCGUCAGAGUCAUCACGAGGCAUUCGAGGUAGAUGUGUUGGCGAAAGUCAGGAAUGUGCUGGCUGCCAUAAGAUUGGACAAGUCGACCGAAGCAAGGGUAUUAUCUGCAGCCAAGGAUGCGGCAGAGCGGCAACCUCGUAGUAAAGCCUCUGUCCGCAAGACCAAUGGGAUGGUAGAUGCCGAUGUAGACACGUUUAGGACCAGGGAGCAGCCUGCUGGCCAGGAUGUUGAUGAUUUGCGGACGGCUUGCGGGGAACUACACAUAGUGGUGUCUCCGAAAAAUGUUCGUGUAGGGGAACCGGUUGGUCGUCAGUCCUUCCCGAAAGCGCGACGAGAUAGUGAUUCUAAGCUAGGAGGUGAGAGAUUGAACAGUUGUCUGGUUGAUGAGAAAAGUGGAGUGGGCAGUAUGAUGGCAAGUCAGACUCCCACUGGGGAUGUGAGAAUCUCCGACAUGUGUGCCAAGGUGCACGAAGCAUCUGUGACACCCUGUCGUUCUCGAUCCAGUGAGGGGCCAAGAGAGGGGUCUGUAUCUUUUUCAUCACCUAAUUUGGGAGGUGGAACAACGGUUGGCUGGUCCGUCCAGAGUCCUGAACAAUGCAUAUCACCUGAACUUACAAGUUGUCAUGGUCCUGCUAGGAUGCGUUUCAAAAACUCGGAGCUUGAAAAUGGGAACCCAUGCCAGAUCUCCGAGCAUGAAUGCCCACGGGAUUCCAGGUCGCUCUUUCCUUCGUCUAUCAUUAUGGCUCCUUUGAAUUGUAGCAAAGGGUCGAGUAGGGACUUCCGUCUUCAUAGUGGAGUUUCAUCAGCUGUUGAUUCAAGAAAUGUUCCUGGGUGUUCAGUCGAACAUGGUAAUGGGACAAGGACUCAACCUACUAAUCCGGGUGAGGGGGUACUCUCACUUGGUGUCUCGGAUCUUGAUCUUGAAGUGCGUAGGUCGAUGAAGAGACGGCAGCCGUAUUCUGACAAGGAGAUGCAGAGAGUGGGAGGAGAGAAUGAACACGUCGUGGCUGAAGAGAGUGGAUCUGGGGAUCGAGAGGGAAGAAGUGGUUACGUUUCCAAUCGGGCAGAAAUUCUCUCUCAUAGCUUUGACAUGUCUGCUGGGCAGCCGCUAGAGGAUAGGGCGGCUCGAGCAGGUGUAACAUCUCAAAACCCACUUGGAAAUUCCUUUGGAAACGACGGUGGGUUUGCACGAAGUUCCCAGGACAAGGGUUUACCCGUUGGGCUUUGCAGUGAUGGCACGUCGUUAUCUUCUGAGGGUGGUCCUACAUCUCCCCGAGAUCCUUUUAGUGAGGAGCGCAUUCAAGCACUCAUUGAAGCUGGGACGGAUGUUCUGGCAGCCAAGAGUGGAAACGUAAGGCACUCGCCAACAGAGAAACCUCAGGAGGAGAAAGAACGGAACCCAUGGUCGCCGGUGAAGAAGUACCAUUUCGGCCCAUUUGACUGCACGAAGCUGCACCGGUCAGGAGAGGGGGAUUCUCUACUCACUGAAUGAAAGUUCAUUUUGUGCUCUCAUCGGUCAACAUCACAUCGUCUCCUUGUGGUCCUUUUUUUCAAGGUAUCUACCUACCGGGUGGGCCAUUGAAUUUUGCAACCACUACACGACAACUGCACUGCACCAGGCGUACUGUGUACAUACAUCAGUGUUGUCCGAUCACUUGUGAUGAAACAGGAACCACAGGACUCUGAUCCAAGAGGCGAAAAGAGCACAUUGGUGGGCUUCCCUCAAUGAAUACUGAUUGGACUA